This is a messenger RNA of Amborella trichopoda, 3874 nucleotides long. It is a transcript of the gene ARF4, whose product is annotated as auxin response factor 4. Gene Ontology annotation, biological process: regulation of DNA-templated transcription; response to hormone. Gene Ontology annotation, cellular component: nucleus. The record is from RefSeq and is a predicted model, not a curated record. Gene Ontology annotation, molecular function: DNA binding. Lineage: Eukaryota; Viridiplantae; Streptophyta; Magnoliopsida; Amborellales; Amborellaceae.
UGUAGCCCAAGCCCUUCUCUUUUAGGUUUGGCCGAAUAACCUUCGCCUGGCCUAAGAGCCACAUUUUGUAGCCCAAGGUCUAAAAGGUUUGGCCGACUAACCUUCGCCUGGCCCUAGAUCUUGGAGCCCAAGCCCUACUUUUUUUAGGAUUUGGCCGACCAGGCCUCCCAUUGCCGGUCCUACUCACCCUCCCUCACUUAAAGUUUGCUUUGUUGCGGUGGGAAUUGACUAGUGAGGUGAGCGCAUGAAAAGUGAUGAGAAAGCAAAAGUCUUUUCCCCGCCCUCUCUCUCCUUCCUCGUUUGGAACGCCUGUACACCUGCUAAAAAUCAUUACUUUCCCACUUUUCUUCGAAGCACACAAGGGGGAUAAAUUCGGAAAAAUCCAGGUUUUUGUUCCAUUUGGGGCUCUCUCGGCAUUGAAUAACCCCUUUUCACAACCGACAUUUCUCGCAAUCUUCUGCAUCUCUCUUACCCUUCAAUUACUCUUUCCAUUUCUAUAGGUUUUUUGGUGGGUCUUGUAUCUUCUUCUUUUGCAUUCAGUGACAGUAACGCCUCUCUCUCUCUCUCUCUCUCUCUCUUCUCUCUCUAAGAAGUCAGAGCAAGAAUCGAUGUUAAUGGAUGCUAGUUGAGGUAAAAAUGGGGUGUCCUGCAAUUUGGGUUUUAUAAUAUUCACACAAACAAUGAAAUCAAGUUUAUUAAUGUGUGCGUGGGGGGUGGGUUUGAAAAAAAAAAAAUGAAAUCCCGUUUUGUCCUGCUUUACGAGGGCGAGAAAAAGCAGGGGCUUUUGUACGGUCAGUCUGUUCCUUGUGUACCCUUGCACAUUUAUUAGCAGCAGUGACGAUGUCUCCUCUUUCUUGCCCCUUUUUUUUCCAUUAGUAAGCAGUUCAGCCCCUGUGUUUAUUUUCCUGGCAUUGUCACAAAUGUAUGGAGAGAGCCAGACAUGAUGGAGUGAAGCCCAUUGCCAUUUGAGGAUUGCAACCUCUGCAAAUGGAAUCUCUCUCUCUCACACACUUUUUUUUGGGUGAAUUCCCUCUUCUUCAUUGUGGGUUUCUUAUUCUGAUGUGGUGGUGGUGACUUGGCUUUAUUUUUUGGAGGAAGCUGGUGCUGAGCUCUCUCUCUCUAUCUGUUUCUGUUUUAAGCUCUCUCCUUUUCAUGGCGGGUUUCUUCCUCUUCUAAGGUGGUCCUGGUGGUGAUUUGUUAAUGGGAUUUUGAGGAGUUUGGAGGUGCUCUCUCUAAAAAUUGUGCUGAGUGGGUGUAGUGGUUCUUCUUUCAUGGAAAUUGAUCUCAACUGCGUCGAGAGUGAGAAUGGGUGUUGUCCUUCAUCUAUUUGUUUGGUGCUGUGGCAUGCUUGUGCUGGGCCUCUCACCUCUCUUCCCAAAAAAGGCAAUGUAGUUGUUUACUUCCCUCAAGGUCACAUUGAGCAGGCUCUCACAGCCAGUCAUUUAGAUGAACAGCAGGUGCAAAUUCCGUCCUUUCACCUUCCCCCUCAGGUUUUCUGCAGAGUUCUUAAUGUCAACCUGCAUGCUGAGCCUGAGACUGAUGAGGUCUAUGCACAAGUUACUUUGGUUCCUGAACCUGAACCCGAAACUGAAAGUGAGCCCGCUGAGAAGAGUUUAGUCGAGGAAGAGGAGGGCAUCAAUCUUCUGCACAAAUCCACCCCUCACAUGUUUUGUAAGACUCUCACUGCCUCUGAUACGAGCACUCAUGGAGGGUUCUCUGUUCCCCGUAGAGCUGCUGAGGACUGCUUUCCUCCACUGGAUUACAGUCAACAAAGGCCUUCUCAAGAACUUGUUGCCAAGGAUUUGCAUGGGAUUGAGUGGAAGUUUCGUCAUAUUUACAGAGGACAGCCACGCCGGCAUCUGCUUACAACUGGAUGGAGUCUCUUUGUCAACCAGAGAAACCUGGUCUCAGGGGAUGCUGUGCUUUUCUUAAGGGGCGAUGAUGGGGAGUUGAGAUUAGGAAUUAGAAGAGCAAGCCACCCUCGAAGCAUUAUACCUACUCAUUCAGUGCUCAGUGGCCAGUGGGGUUCACAACUCAGUGUCCUAUCCGCUGCUGCUAAUGCUAUAUCCAGCAAGAGCAUGUUUCACAUUUUCUACAACCCAAGGGCAAGUCCAUCAGAGUUUGUGAUACCCUAUCGGAAGUAUGUUAGAUGCAUCAACCGUCCAGUGUGUGUGGGGAUGAGGUUCAAGAUGAGGUUUGAAAUGGAAGAUGCAGCUGAGAGAAGGUGUAGCGGUGUCAUCACUGGAAUAGGUGAUAUUGAUCCUCUUAGAUGGCCUGAUUCAAAAUGGAGAUGUUUGAUGGUGAGGUGGGAUGAAGAUAUUGGGGAUGAGCAUCGAGUAAGAGUCUCCCCCUGGGAGAUUGAGCCAUCAGUGUUGCCUCCUGCUUUGAAUGUUCCCCGUCUCAAGAAACUUAGGCCAAGUUUACCCUCAGGAGCUGCAGAUGUUGUGGCUGUUUCCACUGGUGGUGGGCUUCUGGAGGUCAGGGAAUCUGUAAGAUCUCGUAAGGUCUUGCAAGGUCAAGAAGACGCAGGUUCUAAAACAUAUUAUUAUGCGAAUCUUAGAAUGGGACCUGGAAGUCAUGAUCCCACUGUCCUUGGAUCAGCCAGGAUGGGGACUAAUGCACUUACAGGGAGGGCUAGUGAUAAUAUAAGCAUAGGCUUUGGAGAAUUCCACAAGGUCUUGCAAGGUCAAGAAAUAUUUCCCUUGAAAGCACAGUGCGAUGUGCCUGUGUCUGGGAACAGAUCUAGGGAAAAUAAUGGUCUCCGCUUGGAGUUUUUUACUGGAUACCAGAGACCAGAAACUGUCAGGACAGAGGUCAUUGAUAAUUCCACUCAUUAUCAAUCUAAUCUGAGGUUUUAUGGAGCUUCGAAUGCUUAUUUUCGCAGCAACCAGUUACCAUAUGAUGUCCACAAUCUACCAAUUAUUAAUGGCUUAUAUGAAAGGCAAAACUCUUGGAAGCCAGAGCUUGUUGGCUCAUCUCAACAAACAAUGCAAGUUACGGAAGGCAGUCACUCCUCACAAGAAGAUGAGGUGCUAAACCAUCUCUUGCCUUCUGCUUCUGUCAGGAAGAUGAAUUACCAAGAUGAGACUCUUGCCAGAACCAAUUGCAAACUAUUUGGGUAUUCCUUGACUGAGGAUAACUUCUUAUCAAACGCUAGCAAGAGGAGUUGCACUAAGGUUCAUAAACAUGGAAGUGCAGUGGGAAGAUCCAUAGACCUCUCGAAAUUGAAUGGCUACAGUGAUCUGAUGAGUGAACUGGAGCAGAUAUUUAAUAUGGAAGGACUUUUACACGAUCCUGAGAAAGGGUGGCGGGUUGUCUACACAGACAAUGAGAACGAUAUGGUGCUUGUGGGGGAUGACCCAUGGCAGGAAUUCUGUGACGUGGUGUGCAAGAUACUAAUUUGCACGCAAGAUGAUGUGGAGAAUAUGAGUCCAAGCAUGUUGGUGAAUGAUGAUGCUCAGAGCUGUUGGGAAGAAGCACCAGUGGUAAUUGAGUUAUCAAAGUCAUGCUCAUCGUUAGGCCCACCACAGGACUCCUCUCCCACCAUAACAAGAGGACUCGAAUAGCUCUCCACUCUAGAUUUUGAUUCGAUUAUGAUUAUCUUAUUUAAACUCUAUCACACAUUUGGGCUUUUGUAUUUUUGUUGUUCGGAUCCCAUGGCUCGGUCUGCUUGAGCACGAACUCAAGUUUCCCCCCAUUGAGGUUCUUCACACGGUUUCGGGUUUCAGGCCACUGGAAGGAUGUCUAGGCGCCUGACCCAUGUCCAUUCCUCCAAGUUUUAAGUUGAAUGAUCGAUACUUUGGGUGGAUGAUGGGACCCUAGUGUUGUAUAAUGUUAUUAAUGUAUUUGGUGCUUGUCUCUAGUUUUUUCCCGA